CAUGUUGAAGGAUCGGAAUCCGGACCCCACCAUUCUCUCGUCUCUCUCUGGAUGUGUCUGCGUUACGACUGCUUCCAACUACGCUGCUGCUGCUGCUGCUGCUGCUACGACCUUUUAGUGGAACAAAGAAUCAUGCCAACCAGCUCAUCUCCAUCAUCUCUUUCCACUAUUUCAUUUCAGUUAGGGUUUUCAAAAUCUUGAUUUAGUAGGAAGAAGAAGAAGAAGAUCCGGUCCCACCCCAUUUCCACCACUUCUCCGCAAUAAUUUCCUCCAUACAAGCAAUCUCUUUCUAGAUUCUGUUUAUCAACACCCUGCGUCUUAUUCUUUCUUUCUUUCUUUCUUUUGCAUGCUCCCAAGUUGGCUCUGUUUUCGAGGCAGCAUAUACAGCUCCUCAAAAUAUUUUACAGGGAGCUUUCAUAUCAAUGUUGCGGGUUGAAGAAAUUUCCCAUCUUUGCUUACUCUUGACGAUUCUAGAUACAGUUUGAAGCCUAGUCUACUACGUUUGAAUGUAGAAUAUGUGAAACAUUUUCCUACCUUAGAGUAUCUCAUCCGGUAUCCAUGUCAGAUAAGAUGGAUAAUGCAAUUGUGCAUGCAAAGAUUGUUGGCUACAAUAAUGGAAGUCCACUACAGGCACCAAACAAGGAUUUUGAAUCAUCGAAAGAAGAUUGCUUGUCUGAAAUAAUGCCAAGGGAGGUAAAUCCUGGAGAUGUAUUGCCUUCAAGCCUUAAGAAGUUACAGAUCAGUGAUUUUUCCACACAGAAGUUGUUUCUUCAACACAUGUCUGGCUUAAAGAAGAGGAUUCCGAAGCAAAUCAUGAGUCUGGAGGAAAAAUACCUUCGCCAUUGCCUUGAAUUAAUCCAUACGAGCGCCAUGAGAGCAAAUUCUUGGCCUAUGCCAUCGAAGGUCAACUUGUUGCCUGAUGGUUUUAGUUCUAGAGUAGUCGGUGGUGGAAGUGGUUGUGAUGCUUUGUUUUUAUUUUCAUCUGGGGCUGAAAAUAUAGUCAUAAGCUCUUCUUCUAUGGAUCCAAUUGUUGGUUCGAUCACAGGAAGCACAAGCAUGAUAAAUCUUUUAAGUAGUCCUUUACUAUGCCAAUUAGGUGCCUCUGAUGAUGAUAUCAAUUAUGGGAACACAAGUGCAAUGGAUGUUAGAGAACCCUUAAGUUCUGUUGGCACAAGCUCUCUUGGUGGGUUAUCUCUAGAUUCAUCAGAGGGUCUACAAAAGAAAAGGGUAGUACCUGAAGAUCAAAAUUUUGGAUCUGAGCCUGUGCACAAAAGGCUUGUUUCGUUGUCAAGCACAAACUCCACCUUCUCAGAUCCUUCUUCUUCUUCUUCUUCUUCAUCAUCAUCCUCAUCUUCCAGUGCCUACUGUCAAGGCAUGCUCCACUGCUCAUGGAAUAAUGGAUUUCCCCGUUAUGUUUUCUCUGUGGAGGACCAGAGAGAAGUUUAUACAACAAAUCUGUCCAAAGUUGAGUCCCUUAGGGAUGAGGGGUUGGAUUAUAUUUACAUGUUUCAUUCUAGAGCUGGAAAAAGGGAAAAUGAAAUUCAUGAUGAAGAGUCGGAUCUUGUGGGUAAAAUGAGUGUGUCUACCUCUUUCACACUCUGUCCAUUUGGAACAGAAAUUAUGGAGACUCAGUUUAGUUUAUGCGCCACUGGGCAUCAUAGUGAAGGGGGUUUACAUACUUUAAAUCAGACGGUUAGGAAGAACAAGGGAAUAUCAAAAAAAGUGGCCAACAUUUUUAGAGGAAACCACUCUUAUAGGCAGGGGACUUCCUCUAAAUUUGACGGGUCAUUUGUAAUACAAGACAAGUCGUUAGAGCCAAGCAAGGAAGGGGAUGUCUUUCUGGAAUCCAGCUUUCCUUCAAAUCUCGAGUUAGCUGCUAUUGUUGUAAAAGAUCAUAUUCCUUGCAGUCAAAAGAAGGUAGAAGUUGGAGGUUGGGGAUUAAAGUUUCUCAAAGAAGAUGGGCAUAGGAAAAGUAAUGCCUCUCCAGCGACACAAUCGAUACCUUGUGAACCUUGCCAUCAUUGUAGUAGUAUGGAUGUUCUUGUCCCAGCCGAUUUUCAUGGUGGGGCCAAAACGAAAAGCGGAGGCCCUUCUAGCCUUGUUGAAAGGUGGAGGAGCGGCGGCUCUUGUGACUGUGGUGGCUGGGAUAUCGGCUGCCCACUCACAGUACUUAAUGCAGGGCCAAAUAACAAAGAUGACUUGUAUCAAGUAGGUGUUUUUGGGAAGAGCAAUUCAUUCGAACUAUUUACAAAGGGUUGUAAGCAAAGUAUGCCGGUUAUAGAAGUGAAGAAUGUCCAUGAUGGUUUGUAUUAUAUCCAGUACCAAUCAGCUCUGUCUGCUUUGCAGUCUCUUUCAAUUGCUGUGGCAAUAGUUCAUAGUCACAGUCCCACCCUCAAACCUAAAGUAUAUAGAAAUUGAGCUAGUUUAUGUUCUCUUAUGACUACCAAAGCACACAUGAUUAGGAUUUUGUCUUGUGCUGUUGAUUCUUCUUAGUUGCCUGCAAGUAUACUCGAUUGAUGCAAGAUUCCUUUGCUGCAAAGCAGAUUUGUAAUACAAGUGGAUUGGGAUAUGUUGUUGUUUAUGGUUUGAAAAGAUUGAUUGGUGGCUAGUAUAGUAGACUAAAUAGGUAUCUUGGUAUUGCUUUCA
Molecule: messenger RNA, 2646 nt
Organism: Cynara cardunculus var. scolymus (artichoke)
Lineage: Eukaryota; Viridiplantae; Streptophyta; Magnoliopsida; Asterales; Asteraceae
Exons: 4
Coding region: 559-2418 (619 amino acids)
Source: RefSeq, a predicted model, not a curated record